Thlaspi arvense is the source of this 572-nucleotide messenger RNA. The record is from the annotation of a GenBank genome assembly. NCBI's taxonomy places the organism in Eukaryota, Viridiplantae, Streptophyta, Magnoliopsida, Brassicales, Brassicaceae.
UAUAUGCUGAUAAUAAAUCUUUGAGGGAAAUGCUAGGUGUUAAAUUGGAGAUAGCUUGGCCCUUGUUAGAUUUGAUUAAGAGAGUGAUGGGUAAAUUUCAUCUGCAGAUCUUUGAUCUAUUUGAUGUAAAGCAGAAGGGAGCAAUUGAUUUUGGUGAUUUUGUUAGAUCACUUAAUGUUUUUCACCCAAAUGCCCCAUUAGAAGACAAAAUUGAGUUUUCAUUUAAGCCCUACGAUUUGGAUGGCAUUGGAUUCAUCAAGUGGCCGGAGGAAAUGGGCAUGAACUUGCCUGUUUAUGAUCCACCAGAUGCUUUUAACAAAGGAGCGCAAAGACAUGGAGCACAUAUUCAGACACUUAUGCAUCUUCACCAUGUGUGGUUUUCCCGGGUUAAGCAAAUGUUACUUGCACUACUCUGCCAGCCUGAGAUGAAGCUGGCUGAUGAAACCAUUGAGAUUAUACUAGAUAAGCCGAAACCUUUGCUGUUGAAGAUAAUGAACCUUCCAUAUCUGAGGGAUAUAACAACAACAUUUUCGAGUUUUGCAUUUCGUUCUGAAGUUGAUGAGAUGGCUACA